AUGUCCAAUUCAGACCACGAUGUGUCUGGAUCUAAUAGAUCUGGUGAUUUGGCUGUGCAUACUUCAAGGAAUCAAGAUGAUAGGAUGGAUGUUCAUGGCUCAGAUAACCCAGGUGUGAGCAUUGUUUCUAAGCUACUCGUUCCGGGAAAUUAUUUGUCUUGGAGUAAGGCUAUGCGCAUCAGUUUGAAGCCAAAUCGAAGUAUGGCUAUGUCGAUGGAAGUAUCGUGA
Oldenlandia corymbosa var. corymbosa is the source of this 228-nucleotide messenger RNA. The record is from the annotation of a GenBank genome assembly. NCBI's taxonomy places the organism in Eukaryota, Viridiplantae, Streptophyta, Magnoliopsida, Gentianales, Rubiaceae.